Salvelinus fontinalis (brook trout) is the source of this 2930-nucleotide messenger RNA. RefSeq names its product E3 ubiquitin-protein ligase TRIM39-like. Gene Ontology annotation, molecular function: zinc ion binding; protein binding. NCBI's taxonomy places the organism in Eukaryota, Metazoa, Chordata, Actinopteri, Salmoniformes, Salmonidae. The record is from RefSeq and is a predicted model, not a curated record. Bases 104 to 1771 code for a protein of 555 amino acids. The transcript has 3 exons.
AGAAUUUUCUAUAUAAUGCACUUGAAAGACCGCGGGGAUGGGCGUUUAUUUACCACGCUUAUGUAGGAGAACGAACAGUCAACAACAUACUGCACACUGAGCUAUGGCUUCCUCCAACAGUCUCCUGUCUGAAGAGCAGUUCCAGUGCUCUAUCUGUCUAGAUGUGUUCACUGACCCAGUCUCCAUCCCGUGUGGACACAACUUCUGCAUGGCCUGUAUCGGAGUGUACUGGAACGCUAAGGGCCUAUGCAAGUGUCCAAUGUGUAAAAAGGCUUUUGAACGGAGACCAGAUCUCAGUGUCAAUACUUUUAUUUCUGAAAUGGCUGCCCAUGUCCGGAAGCUAGCUCCAGCUGACAGCACACUCACACAGCACCCCGCCAAGCCUGGAGAAGUGGCCUGCGAUGUCUGCACUGGGAGGAAGUUCAUGGCCUUGAAGUCGUGCCUGGUUUGUCUGGCUUCUUACUGUGAGACUCACCUAGAGCCUCAUCAGAGAGUUGCUUCCUUCAAGAAACACAAGCUAAUUGACCCUGUGGAGAACCUGGAUGACAGGGUGUGUGAGAAGCACCAACGACCCCUGGAGUUGUUCUGUAGGAGCGACCAGACGUGUUUGUGUCAGUUCUGCACUGAGACAGACCACAAGUUCCACAAGGCUGUCCCCAUAGAGGAAGAGAGUGGAGUGAGGAAGAGUCUGCUGUGGGAAACCAAGGGAAAAGUGCAGAGGUUGAUCAAGGAGAGACUGCAGAAGGUGAAGCAGAUGGAACACUCAAUAGCACUCAGGAAGAGGGGUGCAGAGAGAGAGAUAGAAGAUAGCGUGCAUGUCUUCACUACUCUGGUGCGCGCUAUUGAGAAAAGCCAGGCUGAGUUCAUUGAGGUGAUUGAGGUGAAACAGAAAGCAGCAGAGAGGCAUGCCGAAGGGCUCAUCAAAGAGCUGGAGCAGGAAAUUACUGAACUACAAAGGAGACUCACUGAGCUGCAGAAGCUGUCAAACACAGAGGACCACCUCCACGUCCUCCAGAGCUCCCCAUCGCUUUGCACCCUUCCACGCACCAAGGACUGGUCUGAGAUCAGGGUUCACAGCGGUUUGUGUGUCGGGACCCUUUGGAGAGCUGUGUCUCAACUGGAGGAGACACUUAAUGAAGAGGUGGAGAAGUUGUCUGAGACCGAGCUGGAGAGAAUGCAGCAGUCAGCUGUGGAUGUGACUCUGGACUCAGAUACGGCAAAUCCCAAACUCAUUUUGUCUGAGGAUGGGAAACAGGUGAAGCUAGGACACAGUCAAAAGCUCUUCCUUGACAACCCAAAGAGGUUUGAUCCUGUACCCUGUGUACUAGGAAAUGAAGGCUUCUCCUCUGGGAGAUUUUACUUUGAGGUGCAGGUGGAGGGGAAGACUAGGUGGGCUUUGGGAGUGGCCAGAGAGUCCAUCAACAGGAAGGGGAAUGUACGGCUCAGUCCUGUGAAUGGAUACUGGACUGUGGGGCUGAUGAAUGGGGAUGAGUACAUGGCUCACGCUGGGCCCAGUAUCCCUCUCUCUCUGUCAGAGGAGCCUCAGAAGGUGGGGGUGUUUGUGGAUUAUGAGGAGGGGGAGGUCUCCUUUUAUGAUGUGGAGGCCGGGUCUCAUAUCUAUUCUUUCACCGUCUGCACCUUCACUGAGAGACUCUACCCAUACCUCUUUACAGGCAUAAAUAAUGAUGAUAAAAACUCUGCCCCAUUGAUCAUUUGUCCGAUCAUGUCAGUCAAUCAGUAUGAGAUUUCACCUCUCGAUGAUACACCUUAGAUUUCAGCAAUUGAUUCAGUCAAGUGAUUGUUGAUACCUCUAUACAGCUUUUCAAAAAUGGUCACAGUAUUGGAAUGACACAGUGAAAAAGUUAGGUUUCUAAUCAGGCAUGCAACUGACAAUGUUUUUUUACUUUUCAUUUAGAUUGAAUGGACAAAGUCCCCUCAUACAAAAACAUAUAUUUUACCUCCACAAUCAUGUAGGAAUUCAUUAUUAUUCUGCCUAUUUUUCUCUGUGGCAUAUAUAAGUAACUGCCCAAAUAAAGGAAAUACCAACAUAGUCUCUUAAUAGGGCAUUGGGCACCACGAGCCAGAACAGCUUCAAUGCACUUUGGCGUAGAUUCUACAAGUGCCUGGAACUCAACUGGAGGGAUGCAACACCGUUCCAUCGUUUUGGGUUUUGUUGAUGGUGGUGGGAAAUGCUGUCUCAGGCGUCGCUCCAGAAUCUCCCGUAAGUGUUAAAAUGUGUUGAGAUCUGGUGACUGAGACGGCCAUGUCAUAUGAUUUACAUUGUGUUCAUUCUCAUCAAACCAUUCAGUGACCACUCGUGCCCUGUGAAUGGGGACAUAGGCAUGGCAGCCAAAAUGAUGGCCUGCCCAGCAUUUUUAUGCAUUUCCAUAAGCAUGAUGGGGAUGUUAAUUUGCUUAAAGUGAGACUCAGAAAUGACGUUGCCACGAGCAUCACUGCAGAUAUUCAGAUGAGAGAGAUGCAAGACUUUGCUCUCACACAGUCACACACAGUAUCUGAGCAUGGGUUCACUUCACCCUGUUCACAAGGUAAUAGCCACGGGACUAAUUUUCCUUUAUAUGCGUAACAAUCAUAUGUGUAUAAUCAAUGGGCUACUGGAGAGAAGGCACUGUUCUGUAUAUUUGGAGGGUACGUUUUGGGGUGAGGUGAAAGGUUUUGUUGGGCUUUUUCUUAAAAUAGAAAAACUAAAUGCUACAGUGCUUUAUGACAGUUUACACAGGUGUAUGAGUUGGCCUCUUUUAAAUCUUCCAAAAUGUACAAAGUCUUUGGUUGGAGAUGCUCUGCAGCCUGCAGAGUAUUGAUGUUUGAAAUGAUGUUAACUGUAAUUACACAGUCCUUUUAAUGUUGGAAUUUAGCGAAAAGGUUUGAACAACAAAUCAAUGUCCUGUUAUCAAAUAAACAUUCAGCACGUA